CUUUCUUAUUAUUAGUCUAAAAAGAAUAAGAAUCUUGCCAAGCAUUUUUCACAUCAGAAAAAUUGUCUUAUUUUGAUGAAAUAUAUCUUAAUUUUUCUUAAUAAGAUUUACCAACUAAUAUCAAGUUAAAUUUAACUAGGUGUGGACAUAUUUUGCUAAAUAUUCCAGCAAUACGAUUAUCGUCCUUAUUUUAAGAUUGAGACCACUUCCACAACUUCUCAAUUUAAGAAUCUUAGGAAAUGACAGCAAUUUAUUUCAAACAUGAAAGUAUGCAGUUUGAUUAAGAACAAUUGUAUUCAACAGCCAAAUACAGCCAAAAACAUAAAAUGUCUAACUUUUCAAGUAUAUCUGAGCAACAGCUGUUGUAAUGACAGAAUAACAGUGCCUUUUACAAUGCAUCAGAUGAGGCUUUGUGCAGCUCAAUCACAUCCCUGAGGUAAUAUUUCAUUGGGACAUAGACUAUAUCCUUGUGAGUAAAGCUGUAAUAUGGAGUGAAAUCUACAAGGUUAUCAACAGAUACAAGCUCCGUUGCUUGCGCUAAGUUUGGGAUCUCGAUUUGAUAUGCCAUAUAAUCUCUAUCAUAACAAAUGGUGUUGUACGGCAUGAACUCAAAACAGUACAAUGAUGAAUUGAUCACAUAGAUAUUUCUUAAAAGUCCAAAUUCGGGCAGAUCAGAAUUAACAUCACACACAAAUAAUGACUUUUCCCGUAUGUAUUUGUUGCCAUUUAGAUUAAUCCAUUUUACAGACACAGCAUGGUUAACCUCAUCAUUUCCAAGGAAGGCUCUUGUUUUUUCUUUUAAGUAUGACAUGUUUGUUAUUUCUGAUUUUGGUCCCAAUGUGCAAUCAUUUGAAAAAAUGGGGUGUUCAGAACUACUUACAUUCUGACAACAUUCAUACAUUUGAUUAUGCCUUAUUAAGGAUUUGCAAACAUUUUUAAAGUUUAGUUUUGAAGCCCACUGUUUAAAAAAGCAAUGCUUUGAUUCAAAUCUCAUGCACAUAUGACGAACCAUUGGUCCCAGUUGCUUAAUCUGAGAUGGCACAUGAAUCAAAUAAUGUUGCUUUGGAGUGAUGUUGUUAUCUGGGAAAAGGUUCUUCAUGUGUUUUAGGUGCUGUUCAAUAAGUGAUUUUAAUGUGUUGAUAGUCUGUACACUAAUAACAGGAGCAAACAAAAUAUGAACUAUCUCUAUCAGCUCAAGAAUGACUGUGUGGUACUCACUACCUUUUACUGCAUCAAUUAAAAAUGGCAGAAUUUUAAGAAGAACAAGCAUUUGGCCCGAGGACUGCUUUAAUUUAUUGUCAUUGGAUGCUAAUGUGCUGUAGCUUAUAGGGCUUGGUUUAUCUCUGACAUCAUGUGGAGAAUAGGGAAAUGCAAGUAAUGCACCAUUGAAAAUAUCCAAGUCAAGUUGCCCUAAAAGUACUAAGUGUUUCAUCACACACUUUAUUUCUAAUGGGGCAAUGCCUUCCAGUAUUACGUGCAUGAUGUCUUGUGGUGUUUGUUGGAUCAAGUUAAAAGCCGGGAAUUCUACUAGUUUACUCCUUCUGUUGAUCCCAAAUGUAGUUUUUAAACUGUUUCUAAGACACUCCGUAUUGGCCUUCUCAAUAUCACUACACUGCCGCAUAUGUCUCUCUAUUGUUCUUUCUUCAAAGUAAUCCUCAUCAAAAUACAAUUGCAUGUCCUCAAAUGUACAUUCACAUUGCCUACAUUUCUUGAAAGCAAAACCAACACCUUCUUUAAAACCACAAAGCUCAUGCUGAGCUAAAGUGUCCCCACAAAUCGAAAAUAAUGCUCCAUAUAUUUCACGUUCACCAUUCCCAAUUUGAAUUCUAACACCUUCAUAAAGCCUUACCAGGUCCUCUUGAAGCCGUCCCAAAAUUGCAUCAACUCCACAUUCAGACAGUUGGCUCUUCCUUGCAAUGGCGAGUAGGCGAAUCGAAGCCAGUUUUGAUCGAUAUUUUGGAUUAAUGUUUCCAAGUGUAUAGUAAAACAUUACCAACUUAUUCUUGGAAGCAUGAGACCCAAGCGGAUUGCAAAGUUCAAUGUCAUCAGAGUAAAGGAUUAUUUGUAAGGCAGAGGGCCGGGCAGAAAAUAAGGGGUGUGAUUUCACGAAUUCACCAUCUGUAAUGUCAUACAAAUAGCCACUUCUGUAUUUCUGUGGCUCAUCUAUCAUUGACAGGACUUUUGGAUGGGACAAUAAUUGUUCCAGACUUUUGAUCAGAGGAACAUAGUGAAAACAUUUGGGUCUGGUAGAGAGGACUCUUUUUGCUCCUUUUUUAAGAAAGCAAGCAGUAUACCCAACAAUAACUUCCUCUGACUCUACAAAAUGGAAAUGAUCCUUAAUCACACAGUCCUGCCUGUACGUUGUUGAAACAGAGGCAAACGGAUCUUCCAACUGGUCAAAUACUGCCAGAGCCUCCUUUUCAAGUUCACUUCCCUGAUGUUGAUGGAAUACUCUUUGUAGCCGACUCCUCAGAUUGGUCACCAACAAAGCUUGGUACUGUUGCAUUGCUGCCACAACAUCAUUCACACCAGUCUGAAAAACAGGGCCAAAAGGACAGAUGCAAAUUACAUUACAUCAGAAUAGUCCAAUGUAAAACAUUUUCAUUUUGUACUAGCCUUUAGGGCCAGAUAUUGCACCACCCUUUCAAUGAGCAAUUUUAGAGGAACGUAAACUACAAUAUUUAUUUUUUAAAAAGGGGAAACAAUUCACUCAUCAAUUGAAUGAUGGGGCAAUUAAACAUAAUGCCAAAUACAUGUCUAAUUUAAUAUGCAAAAUCUAAUUUGUGUUGGGCAAAAGAAAAUGCACAUGUUUAAAAAAUAAAACAUUACAGAGAUGUCCGUUGUAUUACAGUAAAAAGAAGCUGCAAAGGGAACAGACUAAAUGCACAGCAAAACUGAAAAAAUUAUCAAUGCAGAUGAACUACCCUUGAGAGAGGCUAUAAUUAAUUUUGAGAGGUAAGCUUUAUAGCAAGAGCACUCCAGGCUUUGACAGUUGAUAGACAAAUGUAAAUAUUAUUUAAUGAUCAGAUUUGAGAUUGCAGAGGAUCACCAAAGACUAAAUUAUGUUAAUGUUGCAUGCGGACAGACCUGCGAAAGAUGGUGUCUUUCUCUUGCACUCAACACAAUAGCAGUAGCUUGUCUGGUCAGAAUGUCCUGGCAGGAGGCAUCCUUAAAAAAGAACAGUCAAAUCAGAUGCGUCUAAUAUGUUCAAGCAUCUUUUGGUCAAAUGUGUGAGGAAAUGAACCUGCUAUAAUCGCAGUAUUGGCAGAUUGUAUGGGAGCAGGGGGCUGCUAGGGCCAACUACAGUUCAAGAUCAAAUAUGAACUACUGACCAUGACCAACAACAAUAUACCCAGAAAAAUCAAAUGACAAGAAGAUACAUGGAGCAUUAGAAAAGAUUGUUAUUGUGUGCUAAAGAAAAAUAUUUACAUGCAUACCUCAGAUUGGUGUGAUUUAGAGGGGCCAUCUGCAGGCUCACUUGGCAAAUCUGGUAUGUUCAAAGCUGUUUGUAUAGUACAGUCACAUGUCUGGGACAUAGUAGGGUGCCGUGGAGAGGUGAGUUUGCUGUUGUCAAAGCCAGAGUACAAUGACACUGAAUUGUCAAAAGCCCCAAAAUGCUCGCCGAUGACAGGAUCAGGACAGGGUUGCUCUCUGUUCUCCACCAUUGCAUCCUCCGUUGGUCGCUCUACGUUAUCCACCACAUUUUCUGCUGGACUCUCUCGGUUUUCCACCAUUGCAUUAGUUGGCCUGUAUUUGUGGACAUGAAAAUAUUAGAAGAGCAGGGGCCCAAACUUAUAAAAGUCUUUGUGCAUCAAAAUACUUUUGCUACAUUAGAAUAAUGAAAGGUAUCGGUUUUAAAAAUAACUGAGGAAAGGGUUGGAUCAAACAUUACAACAACUCACAUCAUAUAUGCCCAUAGCCUACUGCAACUUUGACAUCAUGCAUUUAAGGCAGUAUUUCAAAAACAUUGGUAAAUCAUUAGUUCCGGUGUUCUGUCGAUCUAUGCUGCCUUGUCGAAAAAUGCUACCGUAGCGCAAAUCGAUGGUAGGGUCUAUCGAGUCGCGCUUCCCUAUCAAAAUAAUGAAUUAUUAUGUGUUCCCAUUUCGAAUUGUGCAGGCAGGCUGAAUCCCAUAGAGGCAUAACUCUAACAGUAUUGACAUCAUAUGCUUAUUUGACAAUAUUUUGAUACUUUAUUGAAUAUUUCAGUGGUGGCGUAUUCUGAUAGACAAAUAUACCCUAUCAAAUAAUGCUCCCCCAACACAAUCAUUAUAUAUUGCACCACUACUCACUCCAUGUGCACUGUCAGGAGAUAAGGAGCAUAUUUUGAUAUUCUAUUAAUGUAUAUUUAUUGAAUAUUUCAGUGUUUUUACCGCAUGUCCGACCUGCUAGGUUGCAUAGAUUUAUGGGCGGGGAAUCAGACCACAAUUGUGCAUGCGCAGAACCGAUAGGUAGCAUAGAUCGACAGAACACCGGAAAUAACCUUGCUCUUUUUCAGUGUUAAGUGCAAUAUAUUAUAGCACUUAACGUUAAAACAUCCACGAGUCAAACUUGUAAAGCAUUCCCCGUAUACUGGCACGCCUUUGGGGCGGCAUUGAAUCAUUAUUAAAUUAAAAUUACAUAUUAUUGAGCAAUGCGCGCCUCACCAAUUGAAAACCGCUCACUUAAGUAACGCAUAGUGAUUUACCUAUAUGCCCACACGUUGUUAGUGUUUAAAUCCAUCGCUGAUGUGCGGUCCAGUCUCGAGGUGUCCAUCCUUCUUCCUCCCCUUGAGUUUUCUUCGAAUAUGAUACCAAAGUGAGUUGUAGACACGAUAUUCUUUGCUACAACCAUCGAUUCCACAAACGACACGGAAAUCUGGACUACGACUAUGAGCCGAAUUGAUAUGACUCAAUAAAGAUUUGAGGGUUAGACCCACAAAAACAAAGCAGAUAACGCAACGCCAAAUCAUGAUUUUCUAGUUUAGCUAGCUAAGCUAGCUGGCUUGUUGACGCAGAUAAACAACCCUGUUCCCACUUCCCAAACACGCACAGGUCUGGGUAACGCCAAAGCGUAGCGUCCCCUUGGGGCGACCUGUUUGAUUUAUCACAUAUACUCAUCAAGGGAAAGUGUCUAUAAAUAUGUGUCUCAUAAGAGCAGCAACCAGUCAUUAAUCAAUGAUCUCAUACAUUGGGCUUAAUAUUGAUUAUAUUUUAGUAAAAAUAAUUUUUAUUAGGAAAACGGGGCAAACUUAAGCUGUUUCGGCCGACCGCACCCCUGGCCCUACCCUGAAAAUGGUAUAUUCCAAAUGUGGUCGCGCCAUUGUGUAGAGAAUUGGGCGCGCAGCGUUUAACGGCAGUCUUUGGAUUUCCAAUGCAGCUACAUUUUGUUUGCUGCAGGAGUUUUAGGAAUUGCGGUUGAGCUAAUGGAUCAACUGGACGAGGUUGCACUUGCUACACUAAGAGGUAAGAUAUAUUAAAUCAUCUUUUCCUAAAACUCGUUUUUAUUUUUGAACCUACCUUGCUAUGUUGGCCUGUGUGCUAAAACCCAUGUUAGCUAGCUAGCAUGGCUGAAGAUAUUCUUAUUAGGGAUGGCCCGAUACCAUUUUUUUUCCAAACCGAUACGAGUAUGUGUAUUUACAUUUGUGUACUUGCCGGUACCGAUACUUUCGGUAACAUAGUGCGCGCUGGCUGUCACCCGGCGGGCCGCGAGUUUCACGUAUGUGAAAAGCACUUGCGGGCCACAUAAAAUGACUUGGCGGGCCGGAUUUGGCUGUGAGUUUGACACAUGUGUUUUAAACUAUCAAUCUGAUUAAUUUCGAGAUGCAUUUUUUUACAAUAAGAUGCGUUAUCUGGAGCGAGGGGCGCCCGCUCAUUUAAAUCCGCUCGAACCAACUUUCGGUGGAGCGACGCGGUGCACCGGCGAGGGGGAAGAGCCACCUGGGACACGGCAGGAAACGGCUGCACCCGGCGUGCGGAGGGUCCGGGCCGGCCUGAUUAUUUAAAAUCUUUCACAUCGUCCGGCGCUCGUCCAGGAUGCGCUUAAGCACCUGUUCACACGUAACCCCCCCCCCUAAAAACAUUUUCUCAUCGAAUCUACACGAUUCAUGUAGGUCACCUAUUUUGUUUUCAAAACGGCGAUUGAGCCCAAACCGCCGCAUUUCAACUCAAAAUAGGUAAUGUACGUGAAUCGUGUAGAUACGGUACAGGUGUCUUAACGGUCGUUAUCUACCGGACCGAAUAGCAACUCUGAUAUUAAUAUAGCUUUAAUAAAUAUACCAUAUAUAAAAACAUUUUUGUGUUAGCACUGGGAAAAUGUUGACUGGAGCAAAAUCAAAUCAAAUUUGCCCAUAAUUGAAAAGCUCAGUAUUCAGUAUCUUGGCACUAACUGUAUAUUUUUCUAUAGCUGCCAGGAUUGGUGAAGACUUACUGCCUUCCCUCUCUCGAGAUGAAAUCAACGAUCUGUUUCCUGGUCCUGAAAACUUUCACAGGCGGCGGGCAAUAUGGCUUGCUGUAAAUAAAGAUAAAAAGGUCAGUUCUAUGUUAUGCACAUUAAUUUAAGCUAUGAUCAAAUGUAGUAUGGCCUACAGUGCAUCCAAGUGCGUCCAUACAUCUAUGUGACACCAUCAAUUUAUGAAUCUUUUCAUUUUAAAAUGUAUUAGCCAAAACGUUUAGUCAGUUUAACAAUAGUGUAAGUCCUUCAGCUUGAUCUUUGUUUUUUCAGGGCUUUUGCAGAAAUAAGUACAUAGAUUUGCUGUUAUAUAACAGUUUAGUGCUAUUGCACAAGGGUGUCGUUGGGCUUUACAUUUUGGAUGGGCCAAAGAGCAAAACUAAUUGUGUGGUAAUAUAUUAUGACAGAAAGUUAUCCUAUGAAAUAUCUAAAUGUAAAUGUAUUUUAGGUGGAGACUGCUGCGGAACUACCACUGCCAUCAGUGACUGGAGGCAGUAGUCUUUCACAAGAAGAGCCCAAAAUUUCUAAGUUUGUGGUUAUGUCCAGCCCGGAAUUCAUAGUUUACACAGACAGUGAACUUGAACAGGUGCGACGUGCCUACUUUGAGCAGAAACGGAUGGGGACUGAGAACAUUGUGGAGUUAUCUAAGGAGCUCUUCUGCCGGCUCAUAAGAAACACCAUGUGUAAUAUGAUCGCAAUUGCAAGAGCUACAGAAGAUGCCAGAUAUCCCACCAAACCAGAGGUCAAUGCCAUGGCAAAGCGGUUGGUGGAGUAUUAUCCGAUGGUACAACACUGGGAGUAUGUUGCCAAAAAGCUCAUGAAGAGGCUUUCAAAUGUAAAAAGCCCAAAGAAGGCUGUUCCUCCUGCAAAGAAACAACGGCAGGAAAUCGAGGAAAUGACAACGAGUGACUACGACGGGGAUUCGAGUGCUUCUACGGUCAUUCUUCAGCAGUCCCCAGUCAGAGCCAGCACCCCAGUUCAACACCUGAAUAACAGUGGUUCGGGCGACGUCCUAGACAGCCAGAAAACCCAGGCAAGGCACUACACGACACUGCAACAGAUGUGCCGGUCCAACAAGCCAAACAAAGCUUCAGUAACCCAUUUGCUGAACUUGGAGUUUGAGUCAAGAAGACUCUUCAUAACCUCUGACACUCUAAAGGAGCAAGACCGACCCAGCAAGAUUCUGGAGGCCUAUUCUUGUUUCAAAGACUUGGAUCAUGUCUUAGAUGAGUUGCAAAGGAUAAUACAGCCAAACAAUGCCCACUACGUCUCAGAAAUGAGGAAUAGAUGGAACGACUUUUUUUCAAAGGUCCAAUUUUAUGGGGUGAUGAAAAAAGUGAUGAAGCCCCCUAAAACAUUGGAUGGAGUGGAACAUGCCACUGCUGUUUUCAGAGCCCUGCCACUGCUCUUUCCAUCCAGCACUUUGCCACCGAAGAAGCUAGGCGCAUGCAGCGACGCGGUUUUCCAUGUCCUUACGGCUUCAGAGAACCCAGACACGUACUUGAGCAAGCGGCCCGUGGCUUGUCCAGUUAUGCUCGUCUGUGGGGAUAACUGCAUGAUUGCAAUUGGAAACACACCAGUGACCACCUUUGACAGGAAGAAGUUUGAUGAAGGCCUCCUUUACCUUUUGGGGUAUUAUUAUUGUCUGCACCUCACUUAUCCAAAGUUCAUUUCCACCAUGCUCUCAGUAUUGCAAACUGAGGUUCUCCAGGACUCCCUGCAUGACCAAGAUUCAACUGCUUCCUACAAAAAAGCCAUUGCCGAGUGGAGGGCCUUCAUUGAGUGAUUGACUAUCUCCAACAUUUCUUUUCAGUUUGAGAGUCAGACUCGUUAGCCGCGUUUGUUGAUGUCAUUGGACGUCCUUUAAUGAGUAAGUGCAUUACUCUGAGAAAAUUGUUUCUGUUCGAGGAAAAAUAUGUUGCUGUCAGUAUUCCAGCUGAAACGUUUUAUUUUUAUUCUAACUGAAAAUAUGCAGGUAUUCCAGCCUCAGAACAAAGUACUUGGUAUUGGUGUGAUGGUCCUGGACUCAGUGAGGGGAUUGAUGGAUGCAACACAUGUUGUUGAGUGAGAAAGAACUGCAUUAAAGAAGUAAAUGCUAAAACAAGAUGCUUCUGUUGACUUAAUUUGAGACUAUCGAACUUGGUUUCAUUGUGCUGUUUUAAUAUAUUGUCAUAAACUUUUUUUUGGCAAGUUAUUAACCUUACUUCAAGGUAUUAUUUCUUAAAGUCAGCUAAA
Messenger RNA from Pungitius pungitius (ninespine stickleback), 8661 nucleotides. RefSeq lists its product as uncharacterized. The transcript is spliced from 6 exons. The record is from RefSeq and is a predicted model, not a curated record. The coding region runs from base 6965 to 8212 and encodes 415 amino acids. NCBI's taxonomy places the organism in Eukaryota, Metazoa, Chordata, Actinopteri, Perciformes, Gasterosteidae.